AUGGCAGUCGAACUGCCCGAGUACGUGGCACUUGGGGGUAAUGGAACCUAUGUACUGAGUUGGUCAGAGAGCCAGGUCAGCUGGUCCAGUGGGCUUGGCAAGGAGCUCUAUGGCUUGUUGAACGGACGAUACAACAACAGUGGCCAAAGCAACACCGGUAUUUCCAGCAUUGCCUUUACUGCGAGUGGUCGCUACGCGUUGUGCUAUGAGGGAGGUGGCUGGCAGUUUUGUUGUGAGUCUAUCUCGCGAAAGGUGAUGAGCGACGGAGGCACGAUUUCCUGUUUGUCCUUGGGCCCGCACGGAUCUUACAUUGUGAUUGGCAGUGAGUGCGUUCAGUGGAAAGGUCUUCCGAAACGAGCUACGUAG
Messenger RNA from Durusdinium trenchii, 366 nucleotides. The record is from the annotation of a GenBank genome assembly. Lineage: Eukaryota; Dinophyceae; Suessiales; Symbiodiniaceae.